AUGACUACCAAAAGUUUCUUGAAGCAUUUUACAUAUAGUCUCGCAAGUGAAAUAUUUGAAAAUAUGCAGGAUCAACGAGAGCAAUACACUUUUUGGAAGUUGGUUAUUCCUUAUAUUAAAAAUCAAGAUAAAGCAAAUUUUCUUUUCCAACAAAAUUUUUCUGGUAAUGAUCCUGCUGAAAUUCAUGAUAUAUCCGCAAUAUGGGUUAUAAUUGUAGGCAAUUCAACAACUGUAAAACAUUAUGUUGUACUUUUAAAAAAUAACUCCCAUAUCUGUACAUGCCUUUUUACUAUUCAACAAGGUAUUUACUUUAAGGAUCUUGAUGGUAUUAAGGAACCUUUUAUUGGCACAGAUAAAUUUUAUAAAGAAAAUGUGGAACAAGAUGAGUUAACAAUUCAUAUUAAUUAUUUAAGUGCAUUUGAUCAAGAUAAUUAUGAUUUUCUUGAAGAAAGUCUUCCUAUUAUAUUAUUCAACAAAAAAUGA
This is a messenger RNA of Rhizophagus irregularis DAOM 181602=DAOM 197198, 483 nucleotides long. Lineage: Eukaryota; Fungi; Glomeromycota; Glomeromycetes; Glomerales; Glomeraceae. The record is from RefSeq and is a predicted model, not a curated record.